This is a messenger RNA of Plenodomus lingam JN3, 639 nucleotides long. RefSeq lists its product as uncharacterized. Gene Ontology annotation, cellular component: nuclear exosome (RNase complex); cytoplasm. Gene Ontology annotation, biological process: RNA processing. NCBI's taxonomy places the organism in Eukaryota, Fungi, Ascomycota, Dothideomycetes, Pleosporales, Leptosphaeriaceae. Gene Ontology annotation, molecular function: RNA binding. The record is from RefSeq and is a predicted model, not a curated record.
AUGGGACUUCCCUCUCUCGCCCUCCCAGGCCAACUGCUCGGCCACACCGACAAAUACCUCCCCGGCCCCGGAACCCACAUCCACGAGUCCAACAUCUACGCUUCCAUCGCCGGCCCCGUCCUCUCCAGCCCACCAUCCCACAACCCACCCACCCCAUCCUCCUCAAAAGCACACCCCACACCCUUACUCUCCGUCGCACGACCCCCUCCCACCUCCUCCCCCGGCAUCCUCGGCCCCUCGUCCGGCGGCGGCACCGCCCUCCUCCCCACCAUAUCCUCCAUUGUCCUCUGCCGCAUCACGCGUCUAGGCCCACGCUUCGCAACCUGCGACAUCCUCGUCAUCGACGACGUCGUCUGCCGCGAAGCCUUCCAGGGCCAGAUCCGCCGCGAAGACAUUCGGGCCACGGAAAAGGACAAGAUCAAGAUGGAGGAGAGCUUUCGCGUUGGCGACUUGGUGCGUGGGGUCGUGAUUAGCCUGGGUGAUCAGAGUAAUUACUAUGUGGCCACGGAGCGGAAUGAGUUGGGGGUUGUGUUGGCGAGGAGUGAGGAGGGGAGGUUGAUGUACCCGGUUAGUUGGAGGGAGUUUGUGGAUCCGGUUAGUGGGGUUGCGGAGAGGAGGAAGGCGGCGAAGCCGUUUUGA